AUGCGACAGAUUCUUAUAUUCUCCGUGACUUUGUUUUGGCCUGCCCUCGCAUCAACGACGCUCCGGACCUCGCAAAAUGGGAGCACCAUCACGCUAGCAAACGAGCGCAUCACCGCUCUCUUCGCCAAGAACGAAGGUCGGAUCGUGGACCUCUACCUCGAUGGUCAAGACCUGCUGGGCCCGCAGUCGGGCGACACGGGUGUCGGGCCGUAUCUGGACUGCUACUGUAUCCCCUCGGGCUUCUACACCCCGGGCUCCGUCAACUCCAGCCUGCAACUCCUCGAGGGGACAGACGUCACCGGAACGAAAUAUGGAGGCGUCAUCAUGGAUGAGACGUACCCGGCCACGGGCCAGCACUUCCAGCAGUACUGGUUCCUACGCGAUGGGGAAACCGGCUUGCACACCUUCAGUCGAUUGUCCUACUACAACGACACGGCGUCGUUUCUGCGCAAUCUACAGGAGUUCCGGACGCUGUUCCGACCAAAUACGGACCUGUGGACGCACCUGACUUCGAGCGACGUGCAGACGGCUCCUCUCCCCAGUCAAGUAGCCAUCGACGAGGAAGUUGUCGUGCAAGACGCCACGUGGACGCUCAACAAUACACCCAAUGAUCCCUACUACACUCAGUUCUCGGCAUACUUCACCAAGUAUACUUUCUCAAAUGCGUGGCGAGACAAUUCGGUCCAUGGUCUGUACGCGGAUGGGACUACCUCUAAUGGUACCGCGUAUGGGGCAUGGCUGGUGAUGAACACGAAGGGACCGCUGCACUCCGAUCUGACGGUCGACGGGAUCGUUUACAACUACCUCGUCUCCAACCACCACGGGGAAGGGACUCCCAACAUCACCUACGGCUUUGACCGCACAUUCGGCCCGCAAUACUACUACUUCAACGGUGGGAAAGGCUCCGCCUCCCUGGAAGAGUUGAGGUCUGAUGCGGAGUCACUGGCGGAUCCGAACUGGAACCUGGACUUCUACGACUCAAUCGCCAAACAUGUGGUCGGAUACGCACCCACCACCAGACGGGGCAGUGUUCAAGGGCACAUCGUCCUUCCCGAAGAUGCCACCAAGUCUGUCGCAGUCCUCACCGUGGACGGGCAUUAUUUCCAAGACAACUCGGUGGAUUCCUCCUCGUACCAGUAUUGGGCCGAGAUUGACGAGGAUGGGCGCUUCAGUGUGGAUCACGUUAUAGAGGGCAACUACCGGCUGACGGUGUAUGCCGAUGGUGUUUUCGGUGACUUUGAACGUGAUGGCUUGCAAGUCCAGGCCGGGAGGACAACCACGGUCAAACAAACCUGGGUUGCAGAAUCUGCGGGUAUCGAGAUCUGGCGAUUGGGAACACCAGAUAAAUCUUCCGGGGAGUUCCGACAUGGCAUUGCCAGAGACCCGACCCAUCCACUGCAUCCUCCAGAAUACCUGAUCUUCUGGGGGGCGUAUGACUGGCAACGAGACUUCCCGGAGGGAAUCAACUACACCAUCGGCAGCAGCGAUCCGACAAUGGACCUGAAUACCGUACACUGGUCAGUGUUCGGGCCUACCCCAAAUGAUCCAGAGGUAGAGUACAACACCACACAUGACUGGACGAUCAACUUUCCCCUGCGCCAGGACGAGCUUCAACAGCGCUCGACCGCCACACUGACCAUCCAGCUCGCGGGAGCAAAGGCAGCACCGGGGAAUACCGACGUGUACGAUCCUGCAGAGACGUACAAUAACCUUGCGCUGGAGAGCUAUAUCAACGACCAGGAAGACCCGCUCACCCUGUUGGUCGGGUUCAACCAGUCAAGCAGCUGCAUUGUCCGCUCGGCUGUCAGUUGCUAUCAAGUCCGCUCGCGAAUGCAAUUCCCAGCAGAUUGGCUGAAGGUCGGUAACAAUGUUCUGACUCUGCACCUUCCUUACAAUGCCACGGACACGGAGACGGCGGUUCUGCCUGCGACGGUGUAUGUGCAGUAUGACGCACUGAGGCUGGAGCUUUCGUAGGUCUGUGUAGAUCCUAAAAUUUCGAAGAAAGAGCGCGCCUCCGACACGCGUGGGAGCAAAAUGCGUGUCCACAGCUAUCUGUGCAGAUCGCGGGCAUGAACAGAGACUAUCUUCAAAAAUCUAUCAUCGGUUCCAG
Messenger RNA from Aspergillus heteromorphus CBS 117.55, 2110 nucleotides. RefSeq names its product polysaccharide lyase family 4 protein (gene rglB). The record is from RefSeq and is a predicted model, not a curated record. The transcript is spliced from 3 exons. The coding region runs from base 1 to 1974 and encodes 657 amino acids. Gene Ontology annotation, molecular function: catalytic activity; carbohydrate binding. NCBI's taxonomy places the organism in Eukaryota, Fungi, Ascomycota, Eurotiomycetes, Eurotiales, Aspergillaceae. Gene Ontology annotation, biological process: carbohydrate metabolic process.